AACUCUGUUAUGCGAUUCAACUUUAAUCACUUAUGAGAAAAUAAAUCCACACCUGUCAUCACAUUCCUAUUUCACGCAAAUUUAGGCGACAGGUGUGUUAAGGCACCUGCAUAAUGGAUGAAGGAGACAGCAUUGGAUCUCUACCUGUCUAUUUUUAAUGACGGGUGAGAGGAGGGAGGUGACGCAGAUAAUAAAAAGUGACAAGUAGACUCCCCGGGUAGUCAGUCAUCAGGAGGAGGUGCAGCAGGUGAGGGCCGCGAACACACCAGGCUGAGAGGAGUAAGGGGCUGCAGAGAAAAGAAAAUCAAGGUGGAUGAGGUCACCUGGAGAAACACUCUACUGAAGAAAAGGAAAGGAAGGCAGAAAGAUAGAAAUGGCGUCAUCUAAGAGGAAACCCUUCUUCAUGGUGACCUACGAGGAGUGGGUGCCGUGGACGCGCGUGGUGCCACAGCGGGACGGCUCGGUGCGGAUCACAGGGCCCAUGGGCAACUUGUUGGACAUCCUCUCCAACAACCUGCAGUUUAACUACGAACUGAUUCGUUCUCCUGAAAAGGUGUGGGGAGGACCCGACAAGAAUGGCAACUGGAAUGGCAUGCUGGGAAUGCUGCAGCGAGAGGAGGCGGAGUUCGCGGUGGGUCCCUUCACCAUCACGUCGCAGCGGGAAACAAUAAGCGACAUGUCUGUCCCGCUUUCUGGAGCAAACAAGGCAAUGAUGAUGGAGAGGCCGAGGCUGCGGACAGACAUGGCGGGCUUUCUGAAGGCCUUCACGCUGGAGGUGUGGCUCCUGACGGCGAUGAGCAUGUUGGCCAUCAGCUGCGCCACCAUAGUGCUGGUGAAGGCCGAGGGACGCGUCUUUGGCCGCGUCGUCAAGAACGUGUACUCGCACACCAUCCUGUGGGUGCUCAAGUCCGUCACGCAGGAGAGUUCCGUGUGGCUGCCGCCCCAUGACGCAGGCCAGGUGCUGGUCACCACCUGGCUGCUGGCGUCCCUGGUGUUCAUGUCCUCCUAUAGCGGCAUCCUCACCGCCAUGCUCACUCUGCCCCGAGUCACCAUCCCCAUUGACUCCCUGGCAGACCUGGUGGCGCAGGACGACCUGCCCUGGAAGCUGGAAGGAGGGACGUCGCUGCAUCAGUACUUCAGGGAGGCGAAGAGCGGCGUGCAGCUGGAGGUGUACCGGCGCUUGGGCGGCACCUUUAAGGACUGCUGGGAGGCGCGGCAGGAGGUGGUGGACGGCAAGUACGUGGCCUUGUGUGACGACACAACCAUCAUUAAGGUCAUGGCGUGGGACUUUGGCACCACCGGGGACUGCCACAUCUACAUGGCGCGAGAGAGCGUCAUCUCCAGUGUGUGGAUGGGAGUUGCCUUCAGGAGGAACUCUUCUUAUAUUCGCCAAGCCAACAGAGUCAUUCGCAUGAUGACGGAGGCGGGGUUGGUGCAGCACUGGCUCAACGAGGAGAUCGGCAGCGUUCCUCAGUGCCUCAGGCCGCCCAGCGCAGACCGCAGUGACGGCAUUGCUGCUCUCAACUUCGAGGCCUUCAGUGGACCCCUGCUGGUGCUGGCGGGAGGAUCCUGUUUGGCAUCCAUCUCCUUCACACUGGAGGUUCUGGUCGGACGCUUCUCAGGCGUCACUGCAAACUGAAGCUGUGACUCAGGAUGGCGACAUGAGUGGCGUUUAUCUUCAUUCCUCUAAGCCAGUCAUCCCAUUUGGUUGAGGAGGUUCUGGAGGAAGUAAGACAGACCAACAACAAAUUUUCUCGAGGAUCUCCAUUCCUGCUGCUAAAAAAAAAAAAAAAAAAAAAAAAUCUACGUCACGUUUCAAAUAAUUUACAA
Molecule: messenger RNA, 1830 nt
Organism: Scylla paramamosain (green mud crab)
Lineage: Eukaryota; Metazoa; Arthropoda; Malacostraca; Decapoda; Portunidae
Product: glutamate receptor ionotropic, delta-2-like
Exons: 11
Coding region: 374-1639 (421 amino acids)
Cellular component (GO): membrane
Molecular function (GO): ligand-gated monoatomic ion channel activity
Source: RefSeq, a predicted model, not a curated record